CCGGCUCUGCGGACUCAAGGAGAGAAAGGAAAAUUGCUUCUCAGCUUAACAACACUUGAGCCUAAAAAGUCAUAAUUAUCUGUACACAGGUCCACAUCUGCCUCCACAUGCAGAUCUCAAUGAAAUGAAUAAAGCAUCACAGCCUAUAACGGGACCCCCCUCCACACCCCACCCUGCCCCCUCCCCCGGCCUCUCACAGCCCUCCUUUCCCUCUGGGCAACCAACCUCUGUCGUGUUUGCCACCCCUCCUCCUCCAAUGAACCCCACUCCACAGCCCCGACAGUUCACCCCUGGGCCCCGGUCUAUGCACCAACAGCCCUACUACUCAAACAGAGCGAGCCUCCCCCCCAAUAGUGGACCUCGUGGGGUUCCUCCCAGCAGUGGUCCAAGGCCCGUCCCCCCCACACACGUGUACCAGCCAGGCUCACAGAUGAUGAUGAUCCCUGGGCCUUUCCCUAGCUCACCACAGGGACCUUAUUUCAUGCAACCACAGUACCGACCGGCGGGUUACAUUGCCACGCCGCAGCAAUACCCUGGACCAGCGGGAACACCGGGCUUCUACCCAAGCAGUAGUCCAGCUGAAUACAACAACUUUGCUCCAGCGGGAGCAUACUACCCGGCGCAGCAGUUUCCCCCCUCGGUGCAGCCCACACCCGUUCUCAUCAACCCUGGAGCCCAACAGCAACAGCCCCCUCCUCAGCCCCCUCAACACAUCCCCACCAAACGUGAACGCAGACAGAUCAGAAUAAGAGACCCAAACCAAGGCGGCCGUGACAUCACCGAGGAGAUUAUGUCCGGUGGCCGAAGUGGGUCCACACCAACACCUCCACAAACAGCCCUAUCUGGAUCAGAAGGUACAGCCAAUGGUGAGAGUGUCCCAGCUGCUUCUGCACCACCUCUGGUCAGACCAGAUGAUCGAGGGAAACCUUCGCCGCCUCCUCGAUCAAAAACGCUUGAGCCCUGUAAACCCUGUCCCGUGUCCUCAGAGAUCUCUGAAAGUAACACUAUCCCCUCUGUGUCUGACGCAGAGGACACCCCACUCAGCACUAACACCUCACUUUCUGUUUUGGACAUAAUGGAUCCUUUGCCCCCUACUCCCCGAGACCCCAGCCCUCCUCUACAGUCAGCCCCCGAAAUCCCUGCAUACCCUGCACCCUUACCCGACCCUAUCCCAUCCACAGUUGCACAAGAACAGAACACCUCAGAAUCUGAGGAAGAGGAGGAAGAGCAAAUAGAGGAAUUAGAAAAGACUGUUCCUUCGUCAAAUGGUGUUGUAGAGACUGCAAUAUCUCCUGUAACAAUGCCACAAAACCACCUGGAAGCUCCACUUGAGUCUCCCAUUGCACAGCCAGAGGAGCUGCGCCUGCCAAAUGGUCUGCCCCUGCCCGCCCCCCAAGACCCCGAGGCACCAGCCUCAAGCACAGCCGAGCGGGAUGACAGCCCUAUUGCCGAACCAGAAGAUGUCCAACAAUAUGAGAAUGUACCUGAACCUGUCAAUAUAGUACCCAUUGCACAAACUAUCCCACCAGAGCAUAAGGACUCUGAAUUUGUCCUGGAGCCUAUAGUGGAACCUGAAAUCCCAGAGGUUAAGGCAAAAAUCCAAGAAACGCUUCCUCCAGUCGCAUCCAAAGUUACAGAAGAAAAGACCGAUUCUCCCGAGGUACAAGCUGAAGUGAAGCAAGAGAAAGAGGAAACAAAAGCUCCAGUAGAAGCAGCCCCUGAGCCUGAGAGUGCCCCAGAAAUAGUGCCUCCUGCUCCCACGGCUGAGGAGAAAGUGGACACCCCGCCUCCUCCUACAACCAUGCCUGCCCCUGUGGAAACUACUAUGCAAGCUGCUGUGUCUGUGCCAAAGAAAAAGAGGAAAAUGAAGGAACUGAACAAAAAGGAAGCAGUGGGGGAUCUCCUGGAUGCAUUUAAGGAGGAGCAGGUGGUGGUUAAACCUGAACCGGAGCCUGUUUUAGCCCCCGAGCCCCAGGCCCCUACAGCCCCUCCCACUCCAGAGGAGGCGGAGCUCACCUGGGAAGACAAGGAGGAUAAGCUGGAUGCGGAGAACAUUCAGCCAGAGCCACUGAAGGCCAGCAUCACUGACAAAAAGUACCAGUACAAAGAGGACAAUUGGAAGCCAAUAAACCCAGAGGAGAAGAAGAAGUAUGAUCGAGAGUUCCUCCUGGGUUUCCAGUUCAUUUCAGCCAGUAUGAACAAACCUGUGGGUCUGCCCGCCAUUAGCGAUGUCGUCCUGGAUAAGGCAAACAAGACGCCCCUGCGGCAGCUCGACCCGAGCCGUUUACCAGGAAUGAACUGUGGUCCCGACUUCACGCCUCCCUUUGCCAACCUCGGCCGGCCGGGUAUGGGAGGAGGCAGAGGACCACCUCCGGGAAUGGGCAUGGGCGUGGGUGGUCCACGGCGGUCCCAACAGAUGCAGCGCAAAGAGCCAAGGAAAAUCAUCACCAGCAUGUCCCUGAACGACGACAUCCAGCUGAACAAGGCGGAGAAGGCCUGGAAGCCCUCUGUGAAGAAGCCCACGCGGAGAGGGGAGGAGAUGGAGCAGGAUGACCCUGAACACCAGAAAACCCAGGAGCUGUUCAAACGAGUGCGCAGCAUUCUCAACAAACUCACACCACAGAAGUUUCAGCAGCUGAUGAAGCAGGUGACCGAGCUGACCAUAGACACCGAGGAGAGACUUAAAGGAGUGAUUGACCUCACCUUCGAAAAGGCCAUCUCCGAACCCGACUUCUCUGUAGCCUAUGCAAACAUGUGUCGCUGCCUUAUGGGGCUCAAGGUCCAGGCCACAGACCAGCCUGGAGUCACUGUGAAUUUCAGAAAGUUACUGCUGAAUCGCUGUCAGAAAGAAUUUGAAAAAGACAAAGAUGACGACGAGAUCUUUGAGAAAAAACAGAAGGAGCUGGAUGCAGCUGCCUGUGAUGAGGAGAAGCAGCGGUUGACAGAGGAGCUGGAGGAGGCUAAAGACAAAGCUAGGAGGCGCUCUCUGGGAAACAUUAAGUUCAUUGGAGAACUGUUUAAACUGAAGAUGCUGACAGAGGUGAUCAUGCAUGACUGCAUCGUCAAACUGCUCAAGAACCAUGACGAGGAGUCUCUGGAGUGUCUGUGCCGACUGCUGUCUACCAUCGGGAAGGACCUGGACUUUGAGAAGGCCAAGCCUCGCAUGGAUCAGUAUUUUAAUCAAAUGGAGAAGAUCAUCAAAGAGAGGAAAACCAGCUCAAGGAUCCGAUUUAUGUUACAAGACGUUCUGGAUCUGCGACGGAACAAUUGGGUGCCAAGGCGAGGUGACCAGGGCCCUAAAACCAUUGACCAGAUCCACAAAGAGGCAGAGAUGGAGGAGCACCGUGAACAUAUGAAGGUCCAACAGGCACUGAUCUCCAAGAAGGACUCUGGAGGUCCCGGGGGCAGGAUGGGAGGGAGUGAACGGGGAGGGCGAGGCACCCCAGGCCGUGGAGUGCCCCCACAGGACGAGGGCUGGAACACUGUGCCCAUCUCUAAAAACAGACCCAUUGACACGUCUCGCCUCAGCAAAAUCACUAAGACUCCUGUACUUGACUUCAACAAUCAGCUUCUUGCCCCUGGAGGUAAAGGCACAUGGGGCAGCUGGGGCAAAGGCAGCAGCGGCGGCACUAGCACUAAACCUGUAGAAACUGGCUCAGAAUCAGGCAGUAGAGCGGCCACACUGAACCGGUUCUCAGCUCUGCAGCAGUCUUCCUCCUCAGUCUCACCCAUGGACUCAGACAGAAGAGUUCCUCAAAGACAUAGCUCCAGCCGAGAGCGCGGAGAUCGGUACGAGCGCUCAGACCGCGGCGGGGACAGGUACGACCGGCGGGACGACCGGCGGGACGACCGGCGGGACGACCGGCGGGACGACCGGCGGGACGACCGGCGGGACGACCGGCGGGACGACCGGCGGGACGACCGCAACAGAAACAGGCUCCAGUUGACGAAGAGGAGCUUCAGCCGAGAGACUGAAGAGCGCAGCCGAGAGAGAGAGCAGCGCGGAACCAACGACCCCGUGCGCCGAGUGGCCAGUAUGACCGAUGACCGGGACAGCAGGGAGAGGGCGCGCAGCAAAGACAAUGUGCAAAAGGAGAGAGCCACGCCUCCUCCUCAACCCCCCACCAAACCUGCCUUAACAGAAGAAGAACUGGUAAAGAAGUCUACAGCCAUCAUUGAGGAGUACCUACAUAUUAAUGACAUGAAGGAGGCCCUGCAGUGCGUGCAGGAGAUGAAUUGCCCUCAGCUCUUGUAUGUUUUUGUCCGGAGCGGUUUGGAGUCAACUCUGGAGCGUAGCACGAUCGCCCGUGAGCACAUGGGUCUGCUACUGCACCAGCUCAUCAAGAACAGCACCCUCUCAAAACAACAGUAUUUCAAAGGCCUUCAGGAGAUCCUGGAGAUGGCUGAAGACAUGGCCAUAGACAUCCCUCACAUCUGGUUGUACCUGGCGGAGCUCAUCACCCCCAUGCUCCACGAGGGAGGCAUUCCUAUGGGAGAACUCUUUAGAGAAGUGGCCAAACCUCUGAUCCCUCUAGAGAAAGCUGGAGUCUUACUGGUCCAGAUGCUCACUUUACUCUGCAAAGGAAUGAGCCAUAAAAAGGCAGGUGCGAUGUGGAGAGAAGCCGGUCUCAAAUGGAAAGACUACCUACCUGAAGAUGAAGAUGUCAAUAAGUUUGUGACAGAAAAGAAUGUAGAGUUCACUCUUGGAGAAGAGUUGGAGAAGAAUAAAAAGUCUGAGAUGAGUCCGUCUGAGUUGACGCAGCAUCUGGACCGACUGAUUCAAGACCAGGCCGACAACCAGAGGGUCUUUGACUGGAUCGAGGCUAACCUGGAUGAGAAGCAGACCUCCUCCAACAUGUUUGUGAGAGCGCUGAUGACCUGCAUCUGUCAAUCAGCCAUCAUAUGUGAGAACCCUUACAAAGUGAAUACCGACGUGAUCAAACAGCGGUCGAAGUUGCUGCUGAAGUUUCUGAAGGACGAACAAAAGGAGCUGCAGGCCCUGUAUGCGCUGCAGGCCCUCAUGGUGCAGAUGGAGCAGCCCGCAAAUCUGUUAAGGAUGUUUUUUGACACGCUGUACGAUGAAGAUGUGAUCAAAGAGGAGGCCUUUUAUAAGUGGGAAUCGAGUAAAGACCCCUCAGAGCAGUUGGGAAAGGGGGUCGCACUCAAGUCCGUCACCGCCUUUUUCACCUGGCUACGAGAGGCUGAAGACGAGUCUGAUAACAGCUAAGCCCCACCCCUAAACCAGAGAGGACUGUGGGUAACGAUUCAGAGGAGGGUCUGAAUCGGCAAAAAUCCUUCUGCUUAAACAGAAAAAAGCAAGAAAAAAAUUCUUCAACUGGGAGAGAUUGUAUUAUGGAUCGCACGUUCGAUCAUGUUAUUUUUUGUUUUCUUUUACUUUGCGUUUUCUUGUCUUUUGUCCAACCGAAUGUCUUUUUUUAAAAGAUCUAAAAACAGGAUUUAUUAGAGUGUAGAUGUGAGAAUGCUGAAGAGCGUUACGCGUGGUUGUAGAAGAUGCCGUUUUUGUUUUGUUUUAUUGUGAUUCAAAAUGGCUCCUCUUCAUCGCGGCAACACUAUCAAGAUACUUUGCUUAAGAGAGAUAUAGACUUUAAAAGCUGUUUCUUCUAUAUUUUUGAUGACUUCCUCCAUGUAUCAUGUGGACACGACUCUUCUAUGGUCUAUGGUCUACACAACACGCUGAUGUAGUCCGCCUGCUCAGCUUCUGUCUCUGGUGUUGAAUGAGUGAAGUGUGCGUUUUUUAAUAAAACAAAAAACUACAAAGAUAAGUGAAUGUGACCUAGAGUUGUUAAACCACAUUUCGGAUGUGUAACGGUUGUGGUCUCCUGAGGAUUUCACUAAAGAUUUACUUUGGGGAGAUGUUGAACUUUCAUGACCAUUUUGCUGCUGGAGGGCACCCCCUUCCUGUCACCUCAUCUACUUCACCCAAAACAUCCCAUAAUGCAUCCAGUUUACCCCUCUGUGCUCAAAAACUGAUUCUGUAUGGACCUGGACAACUGCCCUACCUGCAAAACCUGAUGAUGGAUUUUUUUU
Molecule: messenger RNA, 6048 nt
Organism: Periophthalmus magnuspinnatus
Lineage: Eukaryota; Metazoa; Chordata; Actinopteri; Gobiiformes; Gobiidae
Product: eukaryotic translation initiation factor 4 gamma 1-like
Exons: 32
Coding region: 125-5227 (1700 amino acids)
Cellular component (GO): eukaryotic translation initiation factor 4F complex
Molecular function (GO): protein binding; translation initiation factor activity; mRNA binding
Source: RefSeq, a predicted model, not a curated record